Messenger RNA from Desarmillaria tabescens, 1041 nucleotides. RefSeq lists its product as uncharacterized. Lineage: Eukaryota; Fungi; Basidiomycota; Agaricomycetes; Agaricales; Physalacriaceae. Gene Ontology annotation, cellular component: nucleus. The coding region runs from base 1 to 1041 and encodes 346 amino acids. Gene Ontology annotation, biological process: regulation of DNA-templated transcription; DNA-templated transcription. The record is from RefSeq and is a predicted model, not a curated record. The transcript has 8 exons. Gene Ontology annotation, molecular function: DNA binding; zinc ion binding; DNA-binding transcription factor activity, RNA polymerase II-specific.
AUGGACGACUCCUUGCAAUUCAUUAUCGAAUCCCCUCAAAAUGCCCAGGGUCACAAGAAACGCCCGCGUCUUGUAACCUCUUGCGACAAUUGUCGUUUGAAGAAGAUCAAAUGUCUCCAGCCUUCCCCAGAGACAAAGUGUGAGGCGUGCAAGACUGCCAAAAUCCCGUGUCGGUUUCGCGACCGUGAACGCUACUUUGCAGAACGAAGUCGUGCUAUUGCUGGGCCAUCCGGGGGGCAAGGCUAUGAUGAACGGUCGUCCGAUUCUUCCCUAGACGCCUUUUCUCUUUCUCCUUCACACUCUUCUUCGCUGAGGGCAAGCGGUGUGGUCCGACCCGAUGGCGAGUCAAGGGGACGUUACCCGUCAUUCUCCUCUGAUCCGCGUCCGUCUCAUCACUCCCCCUCGUCAUCAAUAUCAUCUUACUCCCAUUCCCGAAGUAACUCCCUGGGUUACAAUUACAUGUCAUCGGACGGGUCGCCCAUCUAUAACAGCUCGCGUUCACAAUCACCCCAGCAAAAUUCCGGCGCAGUUGUUCUUUUCGAUUCCGACCAACAGCAUCCACACCCUACCUUGAUGCCUAACUUUAUUGGUGUGCUGUUUGAGCGCAUGGGCAGCGAGUUCAAGUUCUUUACAUAUGGUGAAGUUGCGGCAAACUAUGGUGCAAGGCGGCUCUCCGCCUUACUGUCCAACUCUAUUGCUGCCUUGGCGUCUCAAUACACCACUGUUCCCGAACUUACCGUCCGAGGGCUUCAUAAUGUCGCCAAUGCAUACUCUGAACACGCCAAACAACUUUUGCACCUCAUGGGGCACCCUUCUCUUGACACGCUCCACGCGCUGAUUCUCUUGUCGUGGUAUGAAAUGAAUAACAGCAGGACGUCGGCGUUUCGAUCUUAUUAUCAGAUGGCAAUGAACAUGGCUGUCGAUCUGGGUCUCAGCAAUCUACCGGUAUCGAUGUCUGUGGAAGACCAAAAGAAGAAGGAUACAUGGAAUGCUGUAUUGCGUCUGCAUCACCUCCAAUAUCCUGACAGACAAUCGACAUGA